UGUGCAAUGAGCAUUAUUCACACUGUAACGCUCCUUUUUAUUAUUUCUGUGUUUCUUUGAGUCUCCCCAAUAAUUGUUUUCUUUUGUAGCUUGCGGUGAAGAGGAGGAUAAUAGCGGUAAUUAAAGGUUUAGUGAUUAUAUGAAAAAGUAUAUUUAUAAGGCGUGUAUUCGUGGGAGUGAUUUAAAAGUCUUGAAACAUUUGUUAUAAAUAGUCUUUACUUAUUUCAACUGUGGUUUUCUCUAAUCAGUGGUAAUACGAAUAAUAGGAUUACAUCAUGUUGCGUCAGCCUACCAGUAACUCAUAAGGUGUCAUUCCCUAGCUUAUAAAAUAUGUUAGUAAUUUAAAAUUCAAUUAUUAACUUCAACUAAUGUCCAGCCUAUAUGCUCACCUUGCUAGCCAAUUAUUCCUGCAUUUUUAUUUAAACUCACGGUUCAGUAAAAUUAUUUGUGAAAGAAGAGAGAGAGAGAACUAGCUAAGGUUCCAAUAACUUCAGAGGCCUGUGGGUGUUGAGGGAGAGAGCACAGAAUGGCGUCUCCCUUCCCUCUGGCAACAGGUGGGUCUCGUAGCUCUGAAAUAUUUGAUUUUUCUUUUAUUUAGAAGUGAAUAUUACUGUGUUCAUGUUUAUUAUUCAUGUCUCUAGUGAAGAUAUAGUGACUGUACGUGUUGACAGAAUGGCGUCUCCCUUCCCUCUGGCAACAGAUAAAAUAGCCGGUGUUGGUCCCACGUGGAGACAGGCCACAGAGUCUUGGGAAAGUGUUAGCCAUGUAAUGUUUCUUUAGUCAAAUAUAAUCUACUGUGAAUGUGUUGUGAGCAAUAUUAUUGCCGUAGAGAAGUGAUGGAUGAAGGCUGUGACGCUAAUUAGGGAUAUAACGGUGCCCAGAAUCAAUGGUACUCUUGAGGAGUUAUAAAAGUAAUUAUUUUCUUGUGUAUUCAUAGUGUUAAGUAACGGAGUAUAAGUGUAUAUGCCAUACCAGAAUUUCAAGUGCCUUUUCUUUUUUUUUCUAGAUUAACCACUCGAUAAAGUGUCAUAGUGGGUCAGUCAACCCAAAGAAUCCCAUCAGUAUUAUUCAUUUAAUUAUUUUUGCUAUUUUUAUAUUUUUCGUUCCUCCUAAUAAAGCCACACUGUAGGUGCUGUGUGAUAAUUAACCUCUCCCUACCCUCUGGCCAUGACGAUGAAGGCGAGAACCAUUACCAAUCAAAAAUGUUUUCUUUUUUUCUAUUGUGUGUGCGUGCUUCACCUCUUCUCUCUUCCUCUUCUUUUUUUUCUUCUUCACCGUGAAGAUCUUUGCCUCGUCUCAUUAGAGCUCUGAUCGGACCGGUGAGGAGGAGGGAGGAGGGGGGGUGGCGUUACAACACCACCUUCAAAAAGCAUCAGUAUCUAUAUAAUGACAAAAAAAAAAUUACUCGUAUGGCUUACAUAAUAUUUCGUAAAAUGCCACAUUGCAUGCCUGCUUAUGUCCGGCUGGCAACCGAGCGAGAUGUUAUAACAUCUGUAAAGUGGUAAUAAGGUAGAUGGGGAAAGGUGUGGGGUGGGGGAGAAAGGGGUCAAUAUGGGCUAAUUGCUGACGGAUAAGCAUCACUUCGCCGUCGCCUCUCAACCCAGUUGGACGUCGAGGACUCAUCUCCAAGAAUGGAGCAAGCUGACAAACAUUUCAUCUUGAGAACCGCAGAACGUAUCUCUUUCCGCUUUGAUAUCUAUUUGGGAGAUGCUGUUGGUAAGCAAAGCCGUGCCGACCAUGAGGAUGUCGAUGUGGAGAGAAUGUCGGAGCCUGCAAAGAAGAAAUUGAUCUUUAGCGAUGAUGACAUGUCACCGCUGCCAGUGACCCCACCUCCUGAUGUCUUGUCAGGACAGGAGUCACAGCAGUCGCAGCAGCAACCACAGCCACAGCGGCAGCCACAGCAGCAGUUGCGGCCACUACCUCCGGAGUCACUGAUGCUGCUGCCCCCCGAAACACAGCCGCGGCGGUCAGAUGAGUUGGCUGUAGGCGGCAAUGAGGGCCAGGAGGUGAACAAGUCACAGAAAAACAGAAUAUAUAUAUAUAUAUAUAUAUAUAUAUAUAUAUAUAUAUAUAUAUAUAUAUAUAUAUAUAUAUAUAUAUAUAUAUAUAUACCCCUAAACACGCCAGAGGAUGUCAGCAUGCCAAAACUCCCCAAUGAUUCCUAG
Scylla paramamosain (green mud crab) is the source of this 2165-nucleotide messenger RNA. RefSeq lists its product as uncharacterized. NCBI's taxonomy places the organism in Eukaryota, Metazoa, Arthropoda, Malacostraca, Decapoda, Portunidae. The coding region runs from base 1632 to 2165 and encodes 177 amino acids. The record is from RefSeq and is a predicted model, not a curated record. The transcript is spliced from 2 exons.